This is a messenger RNA of Cryptomeria japonica (Japanese cedar), 2585 nucleotides long. Its product is annotated as L-type lectin-domain containing receptor kinase SIT2. The record is from RefSeq and is a predicted model, not a curated record. Gene Ontology annotation, biological process: protein phosphorylation. Gene Ontology annotation, cellular component: plasma membrane. NCBI's taxonomy places the organism in Eukaryota, Viridiplantae, Streptophyta, Pinopsida, Cupressales, Cupressaceae. The coding region runs from base 399 to 2372 and encodes 657 amino acids. Gene Ontology annotation, molecular function: protein kinase activity; ATP binding; carbohydrate binding. The transcript has a single exon.
ACUCCAAAUGGACCGUGUUAGGAAGGCAACACAGAAAGCUACAAUUACAUACGACUCUUUCCUCUUUUUCUUUAUUUUAGUAUAUGUUACCACAGAUGUCAUAUUUUCCCAAUUAACAGACAGCCUAUAAAUAUUAUAAGAGGGGAGUGGGAAGGGGAAACAGGCAAAAGCCAUUACAAUUUCGCAAGAUAGAAAAACGUAUAUCUUUACAAUUUCGCAUUCUUGAUUUUUUCCAAAAAAUUGGUUUGUUUCUAUUUCGAUUUCAAUUUUAGUUUCUACGGCAGUAAUUAUUUGUCUAUUGCUCAUCUUGCCAUUGAGUUUUCUUUUGGAUUUUGAUACCUGGCGGUCAUUGUGUUUUAAGCUCGAAAGGAAUAUCGAAAUCGAGCUGGAAUACGGCAAUGGCACGUGCCUGUGCGAUCCUUGUGCUUUUCCUCAUCCUUCCCUCGCUUAUUGCAGACUCCCAUACAAAUUUUAUCUUCAACCAAUUCAAUGCGUCCUCCCUCGAAUUGAUUGGUAGUUCUUCAGUGCAGUCCAAUGCCAUCUCCCUUAAUCAUCCAACCCGUCAAAACAGUAUUGGCCGUGCCUUUUAUCGACAUCCUGUACGUAUGAAGGAACGUGGUUCUCUGAAUUCUACAUCAUCUUUCAGCACAAGUUUUGUGUUUAGCAUUGUCCCUUCUUCAGAUACACCAAGUGGGUUUGGUAUCGCGUUUCUAAUGACCCCACACAAGUCUCUAGACGGAUUUUCUACCACUCAAUACCUUGGCUUGAUUAGCAAUAUAUCAAGUAUGGGAAAGGCCUCUAAUCAUUUGUUUGCUAUCGAGUUCGACACAGUAAGGAACUUUGAAUUUCAGGACAUCAACGACAAUCACGUUGGUGUGGAUCUCAACGAUCUCAGGUCUGUAAACUCUACGCCUGCCGGCUUCUGGACUGCCAACAAUCAGUUCCGAGAUUUGGAUCUCAAGAGCGGACAGAAUAUUCAGGCUUGGAUUGACUAUGACCAUCUUAAAAACGAGCUCAGAGUCACCAUUGCAGAAGCUGGUUCACCUCGCCCAGAAACUCCACUGGUAUAUAUGAAAAACUUUUCUCUGUCUAACAUUCUAGAAGAGGAAAUCUAUGUUGGUUUUUCAGCAGCUACGGCGGUGGUUUUUGAAGAGAAUUAUAUUCUUGCCUGGAGCUUUAAUACAAACGGAACUGCCGGUUUUCUGAAGACAUCUACUCUUCCAUCCUUUUUGCACAGAGAAAUCAAGAGAUCAAACUCCGGACUGAUUGCCGGUAUUACGACAGCUUGCGUUGUCGGCCUUCUUGUGGUGGUGGUAGCGUCACUUGUGCGGCUGAAGAGAAAGCGGUACAGAGAUCAUAUAGAAGAAUGGGAGAUGGAGUAUUGGCCUCACAGGUUUAAGUAUAAAGACCUACACAUUGCAACCAAGGGCUUCGAAGAGAAACAACUUUUGGGAUCCGGAGGCUUUAGCCAGGUCUACAGCGGAGUCCUUCCCACAAACAACCUCCAGGUGGCGGUGAAACGUAUUCUGAGAGAAACAGAUGACGGGGUUAAAGAAUUCAUAGCAGAGAUCUCCAGUCUUGGCCGCCUUCAACAUCGAAAUCUUGUCCAGAUCAGAGGCUUCUGCAGGCACGAAAACCAGCUUUUCAUAGUUUAUGAUUAUAUGCCGAAUGGGAGCCUGGACAAGAUGAUAUUUGGAAACCCAAAGAAGGUGCUUCAAUGGGGUAACAGGUACAGAGUUCUGAGAGAUGUCGCUGCAGGGUUGCUGUAUCUUCAUGAAGAGUGGGAGCAACGCGUAGUGCACAGAGACAUCAAGUCCAGCAAUAUUUUGCUGGACUCGGAACUCAAUGGAAAGUUGGGGGAUUUUGGGCUUGCCCGUCUCUACGAGCAUAACGAAAAUUCGCAGACUACUCGCGUGGUGGGAACGCUGGGAUACAUCGCACCAGAGCUCAUACACACAGGAAAGGCCUCUCCCGCCACAGACGUAUUCAGCUUUGGUGUUUUUAUAUUGGAGGUUGCAUGCGGAAGGAGACCCGUCGAUCCCUCUCUCCAACCUGCUCAAGUAGUUUUGGUGGACUGGGUGAGAGAGCUUGAUGCUAAUGGCAGUCUCAUGGAUGCAGCAGACCCGAACCUUUGUGGGCAAUACGUUGAAGCUGAGAUGGGAAGAGCGCUCAAAUUGGGGCUCCUGUGUUGUAAUCCUCAGCCAGAAGGCAGGCCUGGAACGAGGCAAGUUCUGCAAACACUUGAAGAAGAAGCUCCAAUACCGGAUUCUGAUGCUUCGUUUCAUUUAGAGAUGAGUAAUACUUGGAGAUCUCCAAUAUGUUACAGUCGUAGCGCAGAUGCUUCCAUCUCCAUUUCUCUAGAGGGACGAUAGACUCUGCUCAAUAAAGUCAACGUUGUUUUCUACGAUGCCCGUGUGUAUAAGAUGGAUCAAUCUAUCGUCUAGUUUUGCAGUUGUAAUCUUGUUCUUACUGUCUGUAUACUUCUCUUUUAGACUGAUCGAUGCUGGUAUUUGUACUGUAUUUGGAUACAAUACGUAAUUAAAGUUAGUAUAUCUUUUUAACAGUAGCAUGUACUCAGUAGGAGG